AGAACUUUUCAUGAAAACCUUCAGAAAGGCAUGGUAAUUUACUUUUCAUCCUGUUUUCACGAAUAGACUGCAGUAUGCAAUUUUCCAUAAUGUUCCUUUUUGGAUGCAUUUGGUUCAAGCGGGCGCUCUACACACACUUGUUGGAAGCUCGGUAGCAAUGAUCGGCCGAGUUUGCCAUAGUUUUUGCAGCCUUUUGCUGCUCCUCAAUCUUCCUGUGUGCAGUGGGAGCAGUCCUGGCCUACGUGGCCAGAAAGCUGACAAGCCUAGAGAACAAGAUGGCGUUGAUGCUACAUGUGGACGUGUGGGGUGGCACAGCACAAAGCGCCAGAAUCGAAUCGUACAUGGCCAAGAUUCCAAGCAAUGUGCAUGGAAGUGGCAGGUUAGCUUGCGUGCAAUGAUCAACGGUACUGCGCAACACUUUUGCGGUGGCACCCUGAUUUCUGAAAAGUGGAUCCUUACUGCUGCCCAUUGCACUGCAUUUCUGAACGACUGCAAAAUGUCGAAGAUGCAGGUCGUUGCAGGGGGGUGGCAUCAGAAAAUGGAGAACAACACAGAUGGUGGCAUUGUAACGCGAGGAGUGCGCCGAGUCCUGAUCCACCCAUCCUUUAACGUCGAAUCCCACUUCAGCAUGGACUUUGGGCUUUUGGAGCUCGACGCCCCGGUUCCAUUCGACGACUGCGUCGGAUCCGUGUGCUUGCCAACGAAAGAUUUUCCUACUGUUGGCACCAAUUGUGAAGUUACUGGCUGGGGCACUCUAAACAUGGAAGGUGCAGUUCCAAAUGUUUUGCAGCAGGGAUUGGUGAACACAGUCAGCCAAGACAUUUGUGCAGAGCAGUACGCCAAAGACAACCAGACGAUCACCAGUGGCAUGCUAUGCGCAACUGGUGCAACUGGCCAGGGAGUCACGGAUGCCUGUCAAGGAGAUAGCGGAGGCCCACUCGUUUGCCUGGAGGGCGAGCGCUUUGUCAUUGCUGGUGUGAUCAGCUGGGGCCAUGGCUGUGGUGACGCCAACUAUCCAGGUGUUUACGCUCGGGUGGCUUCUGGGCUGGAAUGGAUCGAAGCUGUGCUGUCUGGCAAGAUUGCAAUGCCAGAGGAGCCGAGCUCAUCAGAGGUAAACUUCCAUGGCCACAUGUGGGCAGUAGUUUCGGGUCGAUGCAGCAUUGAUGAGGAUGGCUGUGUGCGAAGUCCAGGGUACCCAGACCAGUACGGCGGCAGGGAGAAAUGCAGGAUUGCAGUGGACACCUCUGCCGCAAUGCCAAUCACGGUUGACCACUUCGCGACUGAAGCACCUUACGAUCACUUGGAGGUGAACUGUGUUCCUUAUUCUGGGAAGAAAGGGCCGCAUGGCAUCAUCCCGAAUUCAGACAUAUUUUGGUUGGCUGACGGCUCCAUGCAGGACAGCUGUGUUUCAUAA
Durusdinium trenchii is the source of this 1414-nucleotide messenger RNA. The record is from the annotation of a GenBank genome assembly. NCBI's taxonomy places the organism in Eukaryota, Dinophyceae, Suessiales, Symbiodiniaceae.